Messenger RNA from Frankliniella occidentalis (western flower thrips), 1883 nucleotides. RefSeq names its product dentin sialophosphoprotein-like. The coding region runs from base 270 to 1868 and encodes 532 amino acids. NCBI's taxonomy places the organism in Eukaryota, Metazoa, Arthropoda, Insecta, Thysanoptera, Thripidae. The transcript is spliced from 6 exons. The record is from RefSeq and is a predicted model, not a curated record.
AAGUGAGUAUUCAUAGAACCGCUUCGGUUCGGUUAUUUGAAUUGUUGAAGUUAGUUGGAUUUCUUUGCCACGAUGGUAUUAGAGAAACUAACCUAAUCUAUGAAAUGCCGCGCCCCGCCAGUUAACCUGGGCUAGUCUAUCAAUGUAAAUCCUAAAAACUCUUGCUGUUAGCAUUUGGCGGUUGAUUUCCAUGUCUCUUCCUGCUUCAUCUCAUUCAAUUUCAUGUGAUAUGUUUUUGUUUAGGUAACGAAAGUACAAUUCUUGAAAAGAUGAGAAAGCUCAAGAAACAGAAGAAAAGUAUAAAGAAAGAGGCAAGCUUUCACGAGGAACUGCCUAGGAAAGCGGCACUGAAGCAGAGAGAGUUAAUGACCAAUCUGAUUCCAACAUCAUCCAAAGCGUCCUCCAGCGAAAAGGAAUGUAGUCUGAAAACUUUGAACGAGGGUGGCAAACUGACUAAACCUCAAGUAAGGAAAAUAAAGGCCGCUACAGAGAAAAAAAUUGACCAAGAGUUGCACUCAGGUGACGACGGACUUUAUGAUGACAACAGUUCAGACCGUACUGAAGUUAUGUCAUUGAAGUCUGACUCAUCUAUUGAUGCUGCGCAGGAGGGUUCUGUGGAGCUCAAUCAAACCAAGAAGCGAUGCUUGGGCGCUUUAAAAGAGAUAUCCCAGGACAAACAGGCAUUUUGCAUAGCAAAGGAUCCGUCUGACAUGUCCAUAGGACCAUUCCUUGCUGUCCAAAAGAAUGAAGAUACGAACACCAUGCAGUUCAUAAGGAGGUCAACUCCCGAGUCAGGUAAUACAGUGAGUGUUGCAACUCAAGAAGAGCACUCCAAAGUGGCUGGUCCCCCUGCUGAUGCUGCUAUCACGUCCAAUUCUGCUGUCAUGACACCUGCUGAAGAGAAUAAUGUGCCCAAUAAGCUUCCCUCAACUGCAGUUGAAUCAGCAAGUCCGGCCAAUUCUGGGAGUCAUGGUGAUAAGAAGCAAGAUUCGACGGAUCCUAUGGAGCGCCAGGAGACACAUCCUAUUUCAAACGAAGAUAGUGAUGAUGGGCCUUCCCGUAAACUGAAGAGAAACAAGAAGAGCAGACGAAAUAAGAAGUCUAAAAGAAGUAAAAAAAAUAAGAAAAACAAGAAGAGACGAAGAAGGCAAUCUUCAAGUAGUUCUGAUUCCAGCGAUGAUUCUGAUUCAAGCAGUUCCAGUGACUCGAGUAGUUCAUCAUCAACCUCCUCUGGUUCAACUUCGGGUUCUUCGUCUUCAGACUCUUCUGACUCUCAUUGUAAGAAGCGAAAGAGACAUGACUCAGAAGAGAGCUCUGAUGAAGGAAAGAGUCAUUCAAAGAAGAAAAAGGUCACAGAGACCUCAAGAAACCUGACUGUCUAUGAUGGUACCAAUUAUGUGUGUAGUGCCACAGAUCCUGGUGUUGUACUUCUUUCCGAAACUACUGAUGGAGUAUUUGUCAAAUCUGAUCAACUUGAGUGGGCUUUAGAGAAUGCUACCUCUCCCACGCACUUCAUCAGAGCGAUGCUUGAUAAAGUCUACACCAGUGAGGCUAUUCUGAAUUGCACAGCACAGGGAUUUCCUUCUCGUGGCUUUGGUAAAAAGAAGCUCAUGAAAAUGCAAACAAAGUGCCGGUUGCACCCAGAUGGGAGGAAGGCUCUGCUUGAACGUACAACGAAACUUGAGAACGACAGAAAGACCUGGCGGCCUAGGCAGGGCCUCCCAGCAUUUAAGCAGUCUUUUGCGGGUGCUAUGUGCAGCCUCCGCAAAGCCCUUCUUAAGAAGGCAAAGAAAGAGAAGGAAUUGGCGAAGAAGAUGAAGAAGAAGAUGAAGAAGGAAAAGAAUAAGAAGUCCAGGAGGAGGAAGUAGGAGUUAUGCAUUUUU